AUGUAUUACAAAUGCACCAAGCUAUCAUGUGCGGGUAAAGGGAUAUUUAAAAACAAUAUCUUUAAUGUAUCCAAACAAUGCUCUGCUCUUGCCUGCUUAGAAAGUUUAUCUAAAAUAUUUUCUCCAGCAUCAUUUGAGACCAUAACCAACCCAGAAAUAUAUAUAGAUAUAGAUGUUGCUCUUGCUAGUAAAAAUCAGCCAUCAGUUGAGUUGGUUUUCGUUGUAUCCUCAGAUGACGAAGAAAGACCAGACAUACCAUUACCACUCCAUGGGAAAACCAAUGAUGAGUUAGCUACAAAAUCAUCAAAUGAUGAAACAUUAUGUGUUCAUGUGAGCUAUCAGUUGAUUUGGCUGGAAAAUCAUCAAAUGAUGAAACACCACACCGUUCUCAAAAAGAUGUUUCACUUUACUUAAAUUUUCAUUUUAAAAAUGAUAAUGAAAAAUUGUUAGCUGUUGAAAAUAUUUGGAUACCUGAC
Molecule: messenger RNA, 476 nt
Organism: Gordionus sp. m RMFG-2023
Lineage: Eukaryota; Metazoa; Nematomorpha; Gordioida; Chordodea; Parachordodidae
Exons: 7
Coding region: 1-414 (137 amino acids)
Source: RefSeq, a predicted model, not a curated record